This is a messenger RNA of Colletotrichum graminicola M1.001, 900 nucleotides long. RefSeq lists its product as uncharacterized. Gene Ontology annotation, molecular function: protein binding. Bases 1 to 900 code for a protein of 299 amino acids. The transcript has 2 exons. Lineage: Eukaryota; Fungi; Ascomycota; Sordariomycetes; Glomerellales; Glomerellaceae. The record is from RefSeq and is a predicted model, not a curated record.
AUGGCGAUGGCGGCCAGAUGCAUCGAUAAUCUUGAAAGCGUUCUGGCCUCCAGAGUAAUCACUUUCCUCAUUGGUCCCGAAAAACAGACAUUCCACAUCAACGAGCAGCUUGUCAUCUCCUGCUCGGGGGUCUUUAAAAGGAUGUUAACAAACGGUAUGCGCGAAUCGCAAGAAGGGGUCGUCGAGCUGGAAGACCAAGAGCCGCACAUCUUUACGAGCUUCAUUCAUUAUAUUCUAUAUGGAAAUUACGAAGCCUCCCAGAAGAUAAGAGAGAUGAAGAUCACGGUUGAAACUGCGGACGAAGAGGCUCCAGUAAGAGCUAAAGGCCACUACGAUUCCCUCACGAAGCACGUGUCGCAGAUGCGACCAUUGGUCGGUCCCACGAUGCCUUACCUCAAGUACAUGGAGUCGUUUUUAUACCAAGGCGACGCAGGCAGGCUGUACGCCAAACCGUCAGGGCUUCCCACCAGCGAAAGCCCCGACCUGGAGAAAAGUUUAGACCCGUCGGCCGCCGACUCGCAAUUCGGGCUCAUAACCGCUCAUCACGUCAAACUUUAUGUCUUCGCCGAUAAAUACGACGUCGGCGAGCUGAGGCAACUCUGCCUUCACAGACUGCACAACACUCUGAUACGCACGGGCCUGAGUGAAACCGGUUACCGAUAUCUUUUCGAGGCAAUCGCCUUCACUUUUGAAAACACAUGCCCCGGCGACAAGAUCCGCAAGCUCUUUGUACAGACAUGCGUCGCGGACUUGGUCCUGGUCCGCCACAUGCCCGGGUACAAGGACCUGUGUUGCCAAGUCCCGGAGCUGGCGUACGAGAUGAUGAUUGAGCUUCCCGAGUACUGGAAUUCCCACAUCUAUGCUCUCCGUGACGUUGCUGGCAAGUUUCUGGACAGGUAG